Molecule: messenger RNA, 2469 nt
Organism: Brassica napus (rape)
Lineage: Eukaryota; Viridiplantae; Streptophyta; Magnoliopsida; Brassicales; Brassicaceae
Exons: 1
Coding region: 1453-2067 (204 amino acids)
Biological process (GO): regulation of double fertilization forming a zygote and endosperm; double fertilization forming a zygote and endosperm; regulation of protein localization to cell surface
Cellular component (GO): vesicle; extracellular region
Source: RefSeq, a predicted model, not a curated record
UACUUUAAAAAAUAAGGCCGAAGAGUUUUGUAGAAUAUUAGAUUUUUAACUGAAGAUAACUAUAAACUUCUACAAAGCUUAUCUUUUCUUUUGUCGACCUACAGAGUUUAAAUAUUUUAUAAUAUGAUUAUUUGUGUUUGUUAUUAUCCUUUCCAUAUUCUGUUUCUUCCUAUGCCUCUCUCUCUCGGUGGUGGAGCAAGAAAAAAGUUUUAUCCGGGGCAAUGUAAUAUUUCAAUUUAAAUUCAUAAGGGGCAUGUAAAAAAUUUUACCAUUAAAUCAUAGAAUUCUCAAAUAAAAAAAAUAAAAAAAAAUGAUUUGAAUAUUCCAUAGUGGGCAUCUGCCACCCUUGCUCCUUCUCUCUCGGCCACUGGUUGAUCUUCUUCUUUUUGCUUUUGAUCAACAUUUUUGUCCACUUUCCAUUGGUCUUUUACCGUUUCAUCUACAGUUAGAUUUGAGUCUUUCUACCAUCUUCAAGCCAAACUUAUUUUUUCCUCUAUAAUUCUAUUAUAGAAUAAGUUUUGUUCUAAUAGUUGAUUCUACAAUAGAAAAAUAGAAGAAUAUCAUUUUUUUCAUUCAUUUUUGGAGUGAAAAAGUGAUACCUUUCUAUAUUCUCCUCUAUAAUAGAUAUAAUAGAGUAAAUCUAUUUAAAAUCAAUUAUUGGAGCGAAACUUACUUUAUAAUAGAGUUACACUAUUUUAGUAGAAAUUAUAAAAGAAGAAAAAUAAAUUUGGGUUGAACAUACCCUUAAUUGGCAUCUUAGUUGGGUCACAAAAUUUACGAUGCACUAGUUAUAGAGUAGAAACCGUUAUAUAUCUGGGCAUCUUGAUACUUUUACAAUGUGUUUUGUUAGCAGCAAUUACAUUUUUUUAACUAUAAUGAAUACAUGAGCAAUAUGUAAUACUUUCAUAAACAUGUUCCAAAUCAAUAAACUAAUAACAACAAACUUUAAUCAUUACUCUCAAUUUUUUUGAACAACCCAAUACUUUUGUUGAUUUUGUAAAAUGAUGAUUCCAAUAACUUAAAUUGUUAUAAACUUUUAACUACUUAUUGCAAGUUCAUAAACUAAUAACAAAAGAUUUUAACAUAAUUUUGAAGUGUCUUUUAAUUGAAGAACACUAGAAUCAUUAUAAAAUCUAAAUCUAUAUAACCCUUUAUAAAUACACAAUAACAGUUUUGAAAUUAUUAAAUGCCUGCAACUUGUAUUAUUGUAAGUUUUUUGCUGCAACGACUUAUUGUAGUGUAAAACGUACAUGUGUUAAUUCGAUGUUGUUACGUUUUGACUCUCAAACUGUAACCCUCAGACUCAAUUUAGGUUACUCAUUCGUAUUUUACUCUAUAAAUUGUUUGCUUCUUUAGAUACCUUAAAACAUUCCAGUUAAGAAACUAUAUCCUCCACAAAAAAACAUAAAAACAGUAGACACCAUAGAAGGUAGGAUCCAAGCUCUAGUAUCAAUGAUUCUGAUGGUGACACUAUGUGCCACUAUACUAUUGCAGCCGGGCUUGGCCGACGUGCAAGUAACACCUCAAUUUACUUCCUUUCCUGGCUCCCCUAUAGAUCUCACAAAAUGUUGGUCAUCUCUCUUCAGUGUUGAAGAUUGUGUAAUUGACAUCUACAAGUUUUCUGUAACUGGUAAGUUUGGUAUUAACCAGGCGUGUUGCAAGGCGUUUAUGGAUAUGGAUGAUAAGUGUUGGCGAAAAAUGAUUCCGUUCAAUCCAUUCUUUCGUCCUCUUCUCAAGAAUAGUUGCUCUCGUAUCAACGGAGUUGUUCUCACACACACCACACCUCAUCAAGUCCCUACCAUUCCUUGGGUUUCUCAUCCCGGUUCUCCAGUCGAUCUCACAAAAUGUUGGUCAUCACUUACCAGUGUUCAAGGUUGUGUAACUGAAAUCUACAAAUCAGUGUUCACGGGAAAGUUUGAUAAUGUUGGACCAAUGUGUUGUAAGGCAGCUUCGGCUGUGGAUGCGAAAUGCUGGCCACAUAUGUUUCCACUAAAUACAUUCUUCCCUCGUCUUCUCAAAGAAAGUUGUUCUCGCAUCAUCAAUGAAGCAGAACCUACGGACAAAUGAAGUCAGUAACAGAAGAAAUCAUGGGAAAUGCUUUGGGUUAAGUUACUUACAGCUUGUACUUCAUACUUUCAAUAGUUUAUGUAUUCCAAUGAAAUUAUUUAUUUUAAAAGAACUAAUUCAAAAACUAUAUUGUCAAAAACUCAAACCAUAGAUCAUCACAUUCUGAUCUAGCAGUCUUAGAUCUUCCUUCCACCAAGACUAAGGCUAACUCGAGCUGUAUGCUUAUAGAACCUAUCAUGUUCAAGUAAAAUCGUGCCAAUAGCCAUAUAAACGAUGUGGGAUACUUCAUACCAAUAACAAAUGUUAGAAGUAUUUUUUUUUUGGGAAAUUUUAUGUUUACCACUUUCAUGGUACCACUUUUCAUCUUUACUACCACUAAAGAGACAUUUUCAAAAAUAUCUU